AAUUGCGGCAAUAAGGCUUAGGUUAAAUUAUCUUAUGAAAAUUUCAUUCGUUUGACUUGUAUGAUAUUAAAUAUAUAUAUAUAUAUAUAUAGAUUAAUUAACUAUAAAAAAUAGGAACUAUGGCAGAAAUAAUCGAAUUACGUCCUAAUAGAAGUUUGAUGAAUUCAUCUUUUGAAAAGUAUCAAUUUUCUACCGAUGCUGUUUCUAUAAUUUCUGAAAUCGAGCUAAAAAAUGAUGUAUACAGAUUAGAACCAAAUCAGAAUCAAGAAUCCUGGUUAGAAGCAAGACUAUUUGCAUUUCAUAAUCAUUUAUUUAAGAAUGUAUAUGAUAUAUCGUGUUGGUUUAUUGAUAAAGAUUGGAUUGUUUGGCGUUUAGAUAAGGACGAUUCUUUGAAUCAAAUGUAUAAAUUAAAUACUGCAGACACAGACUUGUCAAAAUUAAUGUACAAUCCAUCAAUUGGAUUCACUUCGGAUAAAAUUUCAGCAAUUUCUGAUGGUGGUGAAAAACUAGAGAUAUUAGUAGGAAAUACAGAACAGAAUAUGAAAGUCUUUUCACUAGGUCCUGUAGAACCUGGAGUUAUCAUGGAUGUGCAAUACAUAGAAAAAGGCUUAAAGAUUAUUGUAACUAUGUGCACUAUUGUUUCACAAAAUGAUCAAAAGAAAUAUACACAGCUCACUCUGCUAUCAUACACCUUGCAAUACACAGAAAAUGAGAUAAAGAAUAUUCAUUUCUUAAAUAAACAGCUACUGAAAGUACAAGGCAGUGUGGAUUACGUCUAUGUGGAAAAAAAUGGUAAUUACUUGCAUUCUAUUUGUCAAAAUAAUAUUGAUUUUGAGAAAGAAGCUACAGAAGAAUCUGAAAGAAAGAGAAAACAAUCAAAUAUUGAUUUGCAAAUAAAAACUCCAAAAUAUUAUUGGUCACAGGAUGAAGAUUCGCUUACUGUUUGGAUUAAAAUGCCUAAACAACAUAUCGAUAAACAACCUAAAAUACAAGUCAAGCCAUUAGAAUUAUCUGUUGUAAUUGAAAAUGAAGUAUUAAUACAAGGAGAGUGUCAACAUAGAUUAGAGGAAAAUGUGGCAACAUGGAGGCAGAAAGAAGGCACAUUGCAAAUUGAUUUAAGUAAAUGUGAAAAUGGAUUGAUGUGGAGUGAGUUAAUCAAAGGUGAUACAGGAGGUGAAUGUUUACCCAAUGAUGCUCUUGCUGCAGAAAUUCAUGAAAAGCUAGCACAUUUAUGUACAGAUCAGAACAGCAGUGCUGGUGGAGAUCAACCUUGUAUAGGAUUUAAUGCUGAACAAUUAGAAGAGUGUGAUCUAGAAGGAAAAGAUAACUUUUUACAAAGGAUUAAUCUUCCUAUGCAGACAACCACGCAUUUAUCUAGAUUGGGAAGUAAUAAUCAUGUGCUGUUCACAUGCAAAAGGAAAUAUGGACAAGUAGUAUGUUUGAGACAUGAUCACGAUGCUUGCAUUUGGAUAAUAGAUGAUAUGGAUGAUGAUACUCAAUGGGAUAUAAGACAUACUCAUAGUUUUCCUAGAUUUGGCUAUGUUGAAGCUAGUAAAACCAAUAAAAAAUUUUGUGUGUCUCCAAUUGAUGGUUUGUAUAUAGCUAUAAUAGAACAUACAAGACAUGUAUUUUUGUACGAAAAACCUGAUGAAGCAGCAAAGAUAGCCAAGCAAUGGAUUGUGGACCUAAAUUGUGAAAAUUCCCCUAUUAUGGGCGCCGUUGCUACAAAAAAGUAUUUAUUUGUACUUUCAAAAGAUAAAUUAUAUCGUUUACAGAUCCAUUUAUAA
This is a messenger RNA of Nylanderia fulva, 1787 nucleotides long. Its product is annotated as nudC domain-containing protein 1. Lineage: Eukaryota; Metazoa; Arthropoda; Insecta; Hymenoptera; Formicidae. The record is from RefSeq and is a predicted model, not a curated record.